Molecule: messenger RNA, 800 nt
Organism: Cydia amplana
Lineage: Eukaryota; Metazoa; Arthropoda; Insecta; Lepidoptera; Tortricidae
Exons: 1
Coding region: 122-625 (167 amino acids)
Source: RefSeq, a predicted model, not a curated record
UUUUGCCGAAGGGUGACUCGAAGGGCGAGGGGUAUCGACCGUUGUGCGUCUCGCUCAGACGGUGAACGCGCGCCGGCGAUGCCACACGCGCCGCGCGAAACAUGUCCAAGCCGCUACCGAAAUGUGCUGGCGCCAGGUCUCAAAACUACAAAAGACUGUGCUCAUAGUGCUUUUCUACUUUACCGUGUACGUUCUAGUGUCGUAUUCCUUGUCGCCGGACACUAAUUUUGCGUUCGUAAGCGACGAUUUGCGAGUCGGGGAUAAAUAUGCGUUGAUUUAUCUGGUUUCGCCUCGGAGUCCCGUUUUUGCUGACGCGGAGGGAGCGAAUGUUUUCAAGAGUCGCCGCUGCGGACAGUGUUUCAUCACCAACAACAGGGGGUUUUUGCCGAUGAGCGAGUACGAUGCCAUACUUGUGCUCGGAGACCGCAGCUUGCUGUACGAGACCUCGGCUUUCAUGGAUCCUGGGAAGAGGUUUUUGAUAGAGACGAGCAGAAAAUGCGUUAAUGAGAAGCUGCGAGGAUGCAACUGGGAACCUAGGAUCACCUCGUUCGGAGACAACAAGCCGUAUGACCUGUGCAGUCUCUGCGAACAUCUACAUAGAAAGCGCCUUAAACCAAACAGUUAGAAUCUCUUCAUGUGAUAAUAGGUAAACUAAUUAAUUUUAGGCUCAAACAGAUGCCUUGCUAGGGUAGUCAGGCGGCCGCCUGCCAAAAUAUUCAAGUUUUCUAAAAUAUACCUAGUUAUAUCUCAAAUACUAUGGUGCUUAGUUUUCAAGAUUGUACUGAAUCUGGGCAGAAAUC